GGAACUCGGUAACUGGAAUUCCUACGCCGGUGCUCUUGGCUACUUGUGGUUCCGAGCGCGGUCAUCAUUGCAUUCAUAUGAUCAGACCUACAAGAGGAUUGGAAGAGGGUGGUAUGAGGAGAAAAUCAUUGCAAACAUUUUAGAAGUUUGUUGGAGGAUUUGCGAGGGAUGCCAACUCUAAACUUUGAACGUCGCUCCGCCGCGACGCACGAUAAUAGUCUGAUUGAACAGAAUACAAUGAACCAAGUCGUCUACUAGAGAGGCCGUCGCUGUUAAGGCCAAACAUCCCAAUUCUCUAUCCUCCUCCCUCCUGGUGCUUACGUUUGCGAGGAGAAAAACUUCAGAUUGCGUGUGGGGAUGGCAUUGGUGCCGCUCGGUUAGAAUGGGCAUGACUUUUGGUUUGACAAGUUGACUUACACUGAUGGGAUCUGGCAUACCGUGAUGUGAUCGGAAUCACAUCACGGCAUUACAACAACGAAGAUCACAAAGUGUGAGCAUGACUCCACGAGGCAAACGACAAACCCAUGCCUAUAGAGAAUGCCUUUAGCGUAGAGGCGCGGGACUGGCAGCCAAGCCCGAGUGUAGCCGAGACGGCAGCCUGGACAGAUGGAGGACGAAAUGGAAGGGAGUAGCAAAAGUCCGCAGGACCUGGAAAUUCUGCGGCAGAUGCCGGAACAAUGAGGAAGGAAUGGCAAAAGUCUGCAGGACGUGGAAAGCCUGCGGCAGAUGCUGGAAAAGCAAGAGAGAGUCCUGCGCCGUGGACAAAGCCUAGUGCUGCCUCUGCUUCUGCAGCCCCUCUUUCCGGGGCUGGAAGAGUAGAGGAGUUCGAAACCUAGCUGCAACAGUCAGGACGUACUGCUGGAGGUACCGAACUGCUUUUCGAAAUCUUUCGAACCAUCAGCAAGACCGGACGAAUAGUUCGGCUCGGUAGAAUUUGUGAGGACAUGCUGUCGCAGACUACGAUAGCCUAGACAAGACCGCAGCUAUUCUCCGUUAUUCUGGAAGCUUUGGGCACAUUCUCCGGCACGAUCCUCCCUCGCCGGUCCGCUUGAGAAGGAUGUCUCCGUCGGCGUAGAACCGAAGAAUCUCUUGGUCAUUGCGGAUUAAAACGACCCGCACCAGGAUCAUUCUUCUUCGUCGGGGAAUAUUUAAAUUCGAAUCGAUCAAAAGCAACCCGAGAAAAAGAUCGAGGUCUAGCUCGUCUGGAAUGAGCAACCGUAGUGGAAUCGUGUACCCUCAUCCGCCGAGAGAGAAAACAGGACUAGCAGGCCCAAAGGCCGGCCAGGGUGCAAGACAACCGAGCUUAUAAAAAUGCUAGGAGGGCGCAACGACAAGCGAGGACCGGUGAUUCGUUCGAGAGAGAAAGCUAUGCGAAGGCUACAACCGGUCGCAACACCAGGGUCGUCGAAUUUCUCACAUCCCAUUCCUGCGUGACUUGGUUCCCACUCGCCGCUACAGGAGGUGGUGUUUUUUUUUAUGGCAGAGAAGGAUAAUCUUCUGAUUGGCAAAGCGGGGGCGGGGCGGGGGACUGGACGAGGAUUCUUAAACAUACUGCACUGUAGAAACACAAGAAAGAGUGUGCUGUGAUCUGUCGGCUUGAAGUGCGUGUCGAACAGUGACGCGGGGAGAUGUUCAUCGCGCUAUAUUCACUCACUCACUCAAAAUAAGAGCCGACUCUUGAUAGGACAGGCGAAGCGGGAAGGGGAUGGGUCGUUGGAUGAGGUGGAGCAAGAAAGGAGAAGUUUGGUUUGGUUUGGUUUGGUUUGGAUGGACGGGUGGAUCUCGCCGAUCUGACACACUGUCUGUACUCUGCUGUCAGCGCAACCUAACCCAACCCAACCCCAACCAACCUCCGGUCAGAUUGUGUAAUGGCGCCCGUGUCUACCCUCCCUCUCUCCCGGGACGGACGUGUUCCAGUUCGCUUUGUGCUCGCCUCCACAACUUUCACCUGCGACAACCGUUACGACUACUGUACUUUCUUCCUUCCUUCCGACAUUUCACUCGCCCGGCAGUUGUUAACGAGGGGUGCAUGUUUCAGACGUUGUCCGACCCGCCUCUCCGGUCAUGUGGCUGUGUUUGAAAGCCAAGACCUCCCUGCGGACCGAACCGGGUACCGGUUCAGAACCUCGAGAGCGCUUUUCGCCCACGAGUGUCUUGUCCAGGUGUCUGUCAACCCUCGAUGCCGCAAACCGCGAGACGCAAAACAUGGUCUCGUGCUCUCGUGUCCCGACUUCGGAGUCUCAGCCUGCGGCGGGCAGCGUCGCGUUCUGAUAGACACAUGGUAUCGAGAUUUCGCAUUUACCACAAUGAGAUGGUGAAACUGCCCGCUGAAAUCUCUGAGUCUUACUCCGGGCCGGACUUCCUCAGGCGACGCUGGACGCUGGUCGGGUCCAGCCCGGGGAUUUGGUCCGAUAGGGGCUUAGAAAUUUGUCACUUUCGUGGCCAAGGCCUCCUACAGUGGUACCAUCUCAUGAUGUCUUGCGCAAUGGCGAAAAAGGAUAUGUACUGGGCAGUUUUUGUACUUCUGUGACGUCGGAAAGAGAACACUGAGACCGAGAGUUCACUCAGUUUACUUCAAUAGCCAGUGAUGGAAUCCCACGACAUUCUUACGAUUUUCAAGCAGUUUCCAUACGGGUAGCACGGGACCUCUCACAUCCAUAUUCAGAUCUUCCAACAUCACCCUUCUCCUGCUGAGUGAGAAACUCAAAACCCCCUAGAUUUUAGAAAUCUUAUUCCUGUUGUAUAUUUGUCUAAAUUUCGAUGAAAAUCGAUAUCAACCUUACAAUAACAAUACAGAACAAA
Molecule: messenger RNA, 2802 nt
Organism: Marchantia polymorpha subsp. ruderalis
Lineage: Eukaryota; Viridiplantae; Streptophyta; Marchantiopsida; Marchantiales; Marchantiaceae
Source: the annotation of a GenBank genome assembly